This is a messenger RNA of Amaranthus tricolor (Joseph's coat), 1374 nucleotides long. RefSeq lists its product as uncharacterized. Bases 1 to 1374 code for a protein of 457 amino acids. The transcript has 2 exons. Lineage: Eukaryota; Viridiplantae; Streptophyta; Magnoliopsida; Caryophyllales; Amaranthaceae. The record is from RefSeq and is a predicted model, not a curated record.
AUGUUGAAAGUGGAUAUACGAAAAGCUUAUGAUUCUGUAGAAUGGGAGUUCCUUCGAGAGAUGUUGGUAACCCUGAACUUUCCACCUAAGUUCAUAUCCUGGAUCAUGGCAUGUGUGACUUCUCCUUCUUUCUCCCUAAGCUUGAACGGGGAACUACAUGGGUUCUUCAAGGGGAAGAGAGGCCUACGGCAGGGGGACCCCAUGUCUCCUCUGCUAUUCGUCAUUUGCAUGGAAUACCUGUCAAGGCUGUUGGAAUAUGCACAGAAUCAAAAGGGAUACCAGUUUCACUACAGGUGUAAACCUCUAGCCCUGAACCACCUAGUCUUCGCAGACGACCUCAUACUAUUCUGCAGAGGAGACUAUGAGCCUAUCAUGUGGAACAUGAGAGCUCUAGCUACCUUUGCUGCUGCCUCUGGUUUAAAUGAAAACGCGGGCAAAUCAGCCAUCUAUACUUGCAACAUGAAGGAGGAGGUCAAGAAUAAUAUUUUGCAUGAAACAAGAUUUAAGGAGGAUUCCCUUCCUUUCACCUACCUUAGAGUUCGGAUAAGUGCCAAAAGGCUGAAUAUGGAUGACUGCCAAUUCCUUAUUGAGAAAAUUAUCACCAAACUGAGAACCUGGGGGGCUGAGAACUCUAUCUUAUGCCGGAAUUACUUAUGGGAUGGUAAAGCUAGCAGUAGUAAAACUCCCCUUAUUGCCUGGGACUUAAUUUGCAGAGAUAAAAAAGAAGGGGGUCUAGGAUUUAAAGAAAGUCAUGCGUGGAAUGUAGCCCUCCUAGGAAAAUAUAUUUGGAGCGUGGCAACUAAAGUUGAUAACUUGUGGGUAAAGUGGGUCAACCAUGUCUAUUUAAAAGGAAAAGAUUGGAAGAAUUACACUCCCAGCUCUACUGUUAGCUGGUAUUGGAGACAGCUCACUCAUAUCAAAGAUACAUUCAGAGGAGGGUACAGCAGAGACAGAUGGACUUUUGAUAGUAAAGGCUACUCUGCAACAAGUGGCUACAAGUGGAUAUGGAAAACCCGGGAGAAUGUGCCAUGGGCCAGUUGGGUCUGGAAUAGAAUGAAUAUCCCAAAGCAUAGCUUCCUGUGCUGGAUAAUCAUGUGGGGGAGAUUGAAUACCAGAGAUAGGCUAUCCAAAAUGGGAAUCCAAUGCGACACUAUAUGCCCGAUGUGCGAGAGGCAAGAUGAAUCCAUAGAACAUCUAUUUAGAGAGUGCAUUUAUAUUAAGUGGUGCUAUGAAAUCCUGACAGGGAAGUUAGAUUUAACCAUCCCACAAGGUUCCAUGCAACAGCUUAGCUCUUGGCUACAUAAACCCACAACAGGUUCCUUCAGAAAUAAAGUCAUCAAAACCAUUGUGGUAGGCCUCUUAUAUCAAGUUUAG